Molecule: messenger RNA, 1096 nt
Organism: Dendrobium catenatum
Lineage: Eukaryota; Viridiplantae; Streptophyta; Magnoliopsida; Asparagales; Orchidaceae
Product: zinc finger protein CONSTANS-LIKE 1-like
Exons: 3
Coding region: 99-821 (240 amino acids)
Molecular function (GO): zinc ion binding
Source: RefSeq, a predicted model, not a curated record
UCUGAUUUUUUUUUCUUCUGUUGCUUCUUUUCCAUUUAACCAAUUUGACGCAACCGAUAGAGAAGGAGAGGGAGAUCUGAAUAAGGAAGUACGGAGAGAUGAAGGGUUGUGAGCUCUGCGAUCGGGCAGCGAGGAUGUAUUGCGAAUCAGAUCAGGCAAGUUUGUGUUGGGAGUGCGACGCUAAGGUUCAUGGGGCCAAUUUUCUCGUAGCAAGGCACCCGCGCGUGCUUCUUUGCCGGAGCUGCCAGGCUCAGACGCCUUGGCGAGCUGCGGGGGCGCGGCUUAGUCCCACCUUCUCCGUCUGCGAGAGCUGCAUGGCUGGUGGGAAAGCUUCAUCGGCAGUGGAGGGCGAGGAGAUGGAGGGAGAAGCGGAGGGAGGAGGGGAAAUGAUGGAGGAGGACGAAGAGGACGAUUAUGAGGACGAGGUUAGUGAUUCAGAGGAGGAGGAGGAGGAGGAGGAGGAAGGGGAGAACCAGGUGGUUCCGUGGACGCAGACUUCGCCGCCGCCGGCGAGCUCGUCAAGCGGGGAGGAAUCCUCAUGGACUGGUAGGGCCGGGGCUGUUCUCUUCAAUCAGAUGAGGGGGAAUGCGGAUCUCGCCUCCCAGCUUGAUCUCACUUGCUCCAAUUCCCACCGGAGUCAUCUAGCGGCCGCUGCGACACCGCUGGCUAGAUCUACUGAGAAGGACCGCCGUGGAUCCCUUCUUUGCCAGGUUAAUUCGUCAUCUGUUGCUAGGGCUGGCGCUUGCAACCAUAUCUCUACACACGUUUUUCAUUCCACCUUUGAUCUAGCGUCUUCAGCUUCUCGCAGCCCUCCGAACUAAGAUUUCGACUUCAAAUCCUACGCUCUAAUGUACAUAACCAAAGAGGAUGUGGAGUAUUUGGGCAGUUCUUUAGGCAGUGUUGUGAUUCGGAUGGGAAGAAGAGAUUGCAAUUCUGUUGGGGGAUUAUUGAUGUAAUCAAUCUAUGAGAGAAUUCAUCCCCAUAUCCUCAUUAACAGAGCUGAAGCUAUUCGUUUCUGGCCUUGGAUUUGUGAAAUAUUUGUAUUUUGCUGAUUUUCCCUUUUACAUUAUAAAUUUAAGCUUUCUUCUGUGUUGAA